This is a messenger RNA of Hyposmocoma kahamanoa, 1612 nucleotides long. It is a transcript of the gene NGR-A23, whose product is annotated as RYamide receptor-like. The transcript has 11 exons. The record is from RefSeq and is a predicted model, not a curated record. Gene Ontology annotation, cellular component: membrane. Gene Ontology annotation, biological process: G protein-coupled receptor signaling pathway. Lineage: Eukaryota; Metazoa; Arthropoda; Insecta; Lepidoptera; Cosmopterigidae. The coding region runs from base 96 to 1586 and encodes 496 amino acids. Gene Ontology annotation, molecular function: neuropeptide Y receptor activity.
AGUGUGUGCCCAUUGUGUUAGCACAGUGAGCUGGAAGGCCUUUGGUAUAGGAACAAAGGAGAGUUGUCGCUAACCGUCAACAAUACUCUUCAAACAUGGCGUCUACAACUUUCCUCACGAUGGGUUCCAGUACAUCAAACACAACGCAGGAUGACGACACAAGCUGGCGAGGGAACGUCUCAGAACCCUAUAUGGACCAAAAUGAAACAGGAGAAAUAGAUACACUAUACGACGUGCCGACAGGCAUGAUAGUCCUAUUAUCGUUCCUGUACGGGUCGAUUUCGGUGCUCGCUGUGGUGGGAAAUUUCCUCGUCUUGUGGGUGGUAGCCACAUCCCGUAGAAUGCAGAGCGUUACCAACUGCUUUAUAGCCAACUUGGCAUUGGCUGACAUUGUUAUAGGAUUGUUUGCAGUUCCAUUUCAAUUUCAAGCAGCACUACUUCAACGGUGGUUGCUACCCCACUUCAUGUGCGCAUUCUGCCCGUUCGUGCAAGCCCUCAGCGUGAACGUCAGCGUGUUCACCCUAACUGCCAUAGCCUUGGAUCGACACCGAGCCAUCAUUACACCCUUGAGUGCACAUACGUCGAAGCGCAUAGCGAAAGUGAUCAUUGUAUUUAUAUGGAUUCUUGCGCUGUCCCUGGCAGCCCCCAUGGCAAUGUCAUGGGAAGUUGUUACUAUGACGUAUUAUGUCAUCGAUGAAGUGGAUCCAGCGUCCAAAACAUAUUACAAGAAACCGUUUUGCACUGCAAGUGAAUUUGGAACACAUUCUUUGGCAAUAUACAGGCUGUUAUUGUAUAUAUUUCAGUAUGUGAUACCAUUAUGCGUGAUAACGUUUGCGUACGCGCACUUGGCGAUGAAGCUGUGGGGAGCGAGGGCACCGGGCAAUGCGCAGGAGUUGCGCGACGCCAAUCAUAUGAAAAACAAGAAAAAGGUUAUAAAGAUGCUCGUGCUCGUGGUAGCACUAUUUGCGCUGUGUUGGCUUCCUCUACAAAGCUACAUGCUACUACAGUCCUUCUUACCUUUAAUAAAUGAGUACAGAUACAUAAACGUGAUCUUCUUUUGUUUCGACUGGCUGGCCAUGAGCAACUCGUGCUACAAUCCCUUCAUCUACGCUAUUUACAAUGAAAAAUUUAAGAAAGAAUUUAAGCAGCGUUUUACCUUCGGCCAGAAACCCAACAGAUUUGCAAACGACAGCUUCGACGAUGGCCUGUCAUACCGGACUCGUGUGUUAUCAUUUCGUUCGACCAACGACAGGAGCGCGUUCAACAGAAAAUCGAUUAAUUUGCCCGUCGAUCAUUUGAAACCCUUAAACAAGAACUCCUGUCAAUGUGUACGAAUACAGAACAACUUCCGAGAAAAUGGGUUUCGAUCAUCAAAAAACGAUGAGCUGAAUAAUCAAAAGAUUGGAAAACGAAACGUGAAUAUUCUAAUCGACAAAAGAGACGUUAGUAAAAGGAGAACAUUAGGAAAUCGCCCUGUUUGUGACGACGACAUGCCCAUUGGCGACGAGCGUGUUAGUGAAUUAUACAUUUUCCCUAAUAGUAACAUAGUAGAAUUUAAAAAUAUAUCCUACGAUGAAAAAGUGUAAACUUAUAUACCUAUAUAUUUAUAUAC